AUGUCGUUAUCCUGCCAGUCUGCAGCUCGAAGCUGCGCGCGUACCAUCCGAUCCUCUUCAUCCAUACGUCUCUCAACAGUAUGUCUCGCACAACGGAGGAAUCAGACACCAACACGACGAUGGGCGUCGACCGAGGCUACGAAUCCAAAGAUCUCGGGGAUUGUGGAUCAAAUCAGUCAAUUGACACUGUUAGAGACUGCUGACUUGGUUGCAAGUCUGAAGGUGCGUGUUGAAUGCCGUUAUGGAACCCAAGGGCCUCUUGGAUCACGUUUGAAUAUCCCCGACAUGCCAAUGGGUGGAUUCGCUGCUGGCCCAGCUGCACCAGCUGCUGCCCCAGUGGAGGAGGAAGAUGCAGCCCCAAAACAACAAGAAAAGACACUUUUCAACCUCAAGCUAGAGUCCUUCGAGGCAGGAGCCAAACCAAAGAUUAUCAAGGAGAUUAAGAGCAUGCUGGGAUUGAGUUUGGUGGAUAGCAAGAAGUUCGUCGAAAGCGCGCCGAAGAUGAUGAAGGAGGCAGUACCAAAGGACGAAGCUGAGAAGAUUAUUGCUACGUUGAAGGCGUUAGGGGGCAAGGUCUCGAUGGAGUAG
Molecule: messenger RNA, 588 nt
Organism: Glarea lozoyensis ATCC 20868
Lineage: Eukaryota; Fungi; Ascomycota; Leotiomycetes; Helotiales; Helotiaceae
Product: ClpS-like protein
Exons: 2
Coding region: 1-588 (195 amino acids)
Biological process (GO): translation
Cellular component (GO): ribosome
Molecular function (GO): structural constituent of ribosome
Source: RefSeq, a predicted model, not a curated record